GGUGGGGAGCUGAUUUUCUAAAAUUUCUGAACGUCCCAGUUUGCAGUUUUUCCUUUUAACCAAAAGAUCUUGAUUCUUGUGGUCCUGUCGCUGACUGCCUUAAAUUUGCUUAUUACAAAACAAACGUUACAAAUAAAAAUAUAUGAUUAAGGAAAUAUAAUGAUUAAUUUUUUUACUGCGGUGUUGAUUUUAAUUCCAAAUCUCUACUAAGCUGUUACAACUGAGCAGAUGUUAAAGCCAGUCUGUAGUGACUAUACUUGAUAUCAAUCUAUUGUAUUCCUACACAACAUUCUACAUAAUUUAGGUUUCAAAAUUGCUUGUUUUACGUCUUUAAUAAACAUUUUAUCCUAAUUUCAUUGACUACCGUACUCCAGCAUUAUAUUGCAAACAUAUCAAGUUUGAUUUAUUCGAGGUGAUUGCCAGUUUAGUGUUAUUAAACAAGGUUUAUAGGUUCGAAAGUUUUGUGUUGUGAUCUUUGUUAAAAAAUUAUAAUUGUUAAGUGUUGUGAAUAUUUGGAAUAACCAGCUGCAGUUUGAAUAAAUUUUAUUCUGCAUUGAAAUUGGAUAAAAAAUCUAUGAGAUUUGCCCAGCUGUUGAACAGACCAACUUCUAGUGGGACAUCAAAUCAAAAUAAAAUUGUUUCCAGCGAUUGAACCAAUUGACAGACUAUUAUUCGAAUCUGAUAUGAAUCAAGCUAGUGGACUGGACUAAUUCUUUGAUCUUCAAAUCUUUGUUUCAUCUUUUCAAGUGCUGCUGAUUAGAUAUUCAACUUGAUCUGAACCAUUGAAUCUCGUAACGGAAAGAAAGUGUUGUCUACAAUAAAAUAGAGGGACGUGAGUUUGCCAUUAAACAUCCACUGCAAGUUACCAUAACCUCAAAUCUUCACAAUUGACCUUGAGACGUCAGAAUCAGAAAUAAUCUUCAAACUUCAGAAAGGACGUCAACUUAAAAACUAUCCUUGAAACUUUGUAAAUGAAUACAAAGUCUUACAGAUAACCUUGAAACCUCAAGAAUUCCCUAACAAUAACCUCGAAACCUUCAGAAUAAUUACUUCAUAACCUACCUCAAAAACAUCAGAAUUAACUUGAAAACUCCAGAAGAACUUUGAGUUCUGGUGAAUAGUGGAAGAACAUUGAACUAGACCUAGAAACUCGACUGAACAUUGAAAGUGAGGUUAGUUCAACUAUUGGAAGCAAUCCCAACUGGCAACUGGAUUGAACAGCUGAGCUCUGUUUAGCAAAACUAUCUUCAGUUCUUCUGUGUUGAGUAUUUGUACACCAAUUGUUGACAGAAGCAUUUACACAAAACCUUCAGAGAUUCCACAACAGGUGUGAUAGAUAAAACUACAAUUCUACGACUGUAGAUCAGACCAAUCCUCAGUUCUUCAGUAUUAACUGUGUUGAAUAUUUGUACAACAGAAUCAUUCACGCAAACCAAUCUGAAAGUCUACAACAUCCCUUACAGUUGGUCAAACCAAUUCAGUUCUUCAGUAUCAACUGUGGUGAAUAUUUGUACAACAGAAUCAUUCACACAAAACAAUCUGAAAGUCUACAGAAUCUGUGAUAGAUAUUUGUGAGCCAAACUGUUCGCAUUUGUGCAAUAUCAAAGGUGUUGAAUAUUUGAGACUCAGCUGCUGAAAAGAAUAUUGAGCCUAAAUCUUGUUGUUUUGCAAGUAUGUUUUUGUGUGUGCAAAUUGGCGCCCAACAGGUGGGCCUGCUGAAAUAAAAUUUGAGGUUAGGUGGUUUGUGGUAAUUGAGGUUAGGUUUUCAUCCAGCAGCCUACCACACUCCCCAUCACAUGUGUAUAAGGUUUCACAGUUUUAUCUUGAACGAAGUACGGACUACCCGGAGAUCUAUAUUGAUAUCAAAUUUGGUACAUUCGCGCUGGCACUGUUACGAUUUUACAUCUCUAUUUCGUUAUGUGCUCUACGAAGAUCCUUUCGAGGUUUGGUGAUAAUUAACCAUUAAACAAUUCAACACCACCCCACAAACACUUAUUACCUUUGCAAUGCCAAGUGAUUAAUUAUUAUUAGUUAGACUACUUAAAUGUUUAUAGACUACUUAACAAUUGAUUAGUUCUACGCAUAAUUUCUGAUCUCAUUUAGUUUUUAUGUGAGAGGCACAAUGUGGUCUAGUUUUUUAUAUUUAUGGCUGUGCUUAUAGUUUAAGAAACAUCAAUUGUUUGUUUUGUACAGAGCUACCGGUUGCUAAAGUGAUCAGCAAUACAUAUUAUUAUAUAUAUACAGAAUAUAUAUAUAUAUUAUAGUAAUUUAGAGGGCGCUUCUGUGAUUUUUGAUCAGAGAAAUACUACCAUCAAAGGUGCAAUAUUUGAAGAGUUCUGGUGGAUCUACCAACUUGAAGACAAGAGAGGUGAAAAAAAGUUGGAAAAAUCUUGUGGAGCUCUCCAAAAAUAACCAGAAAAUUUUAGAAAAAAGUUCUAUCUAGAAGACAAGCAUCUAGCAAUAACAAGACCAUCAAGGUAGAAAAUAAGUUGAUGUGCAAGGAAUUGCAAGGAUUAUCUGGGUGAAUUGUCGAGAAACAGUCUUAGAUUUGAUACAGUUAUCAUCUAUUAGAGUUGUUUUUCAUAAGAGACUAUUUGUUGAACGUUGAAGAAUUAAUAACAUCCCAGUAUUAUUAGACCUGCAUUUCCCAAACAUUUGCACCUAUUUUUGAGGCACCUGAAGAUCUUCCCAACUUUGCCCAAAUUGGAGAAUCUCGCAUUCAUUCUUGAGGUACAAAAAACAUCCUUCAGCAUUUUCCAAUUAUCAGAUCUGCAGUUGCUGGUAAUUGCAGUUAAUUCGGUUUGUAGACUCUACUGAGAAUCUCAAGACUUUUCAACUAAAACAUCUGUAGUUUCUUCUGGAAUUUGACUCGGAGGGGGCAAUACAACAUAUAACUUCUGAGGCCCCAAAAGUUUCCUUCUACCAGAACAUCUGCUGUAUUUUCUGGAAUUUUACUCUGCAGCAAUAGAACCCAUAACUUCUGAAGGACCAAAAGUGUUAUUCUACCAGAACAUCUGCAGCUUCUUCAGGAAUUUGACUUGAGGGAAUACAACCUAUAGCUGCUGAAACACCAAAAAGGUUCUUCAACCAAACCAUCUGCAGUUUCCUCUAGGAUUUGUCACCAAGGCAAUUCUACGCUAAAGCAAGUGGGAAUGGUAUACCUGUUGGAUGAUUGGGGUAUGGGAGAUUCUCAACUGUUGAGAACCAGCAAUAGCUCAGUGCACCAUUUGCAAGUCCAGCACAAUGUUGUCAGCAACUCGUUCCUCAACCAUCACCAUCAUCAUCAGCAGCAGCAGCAUGGAAACCGCAGACAUCUGGACUCGGAUGACUUUGGACAUGAUGCCGAUGACGAUGAUGAUGGAGAGGAUGAUGAGGAAGAGGAGGAGGAUGAUGAGAUAUCACUGUUUCCCCUGAAGAAUCAGGUUGGAGGACAUACUAGACUUUUGCUACUAGAUCAGUCUACAAUAUGCAAACCUCUCAACCCGAGGGAGCUGCACUUUUACCAGAACAUUCCUCACGACAUUCAGAUGUUUGUUCCAAAGUACAAGGGUGUAAUGCAGGCGACAAGCAGUGGCAACAUGAAGCUUGACAAACGCUACUCGCCACAUUUCCGGCAAUCGGAUGGCAACCGACGCAGCAAACGUGACGCAAACGGAGACGUACUGCGCAUGCGCGUCACUAGUCGAGUGAUGACGUCACCGCCGCCGCCAGAUAGCGCCAACAAGCAGUACUUCCUGCUGUUGGAGAACAUCACGUCGACUUACAGCAACCCGUGCAUCCUGGACCUGAAGAUGGGAACUCGGCAACAUGGGGAUGACGCGUCGGCCGAGAAGAGAUCAAAGCAGAUGGCCAAAUGUGCCGCUAGCACCUCGGCGUCGCUGGGAGUCCGGCUGUGCGGAAUGCAGGUGUACCAAGCCGACACGGACAGCUAUAUCAAACGGGACAAGUAUUGGGGGAGAGAAUUGGACGAGGGAGGUCUUAAGAGUGCUCUCUAUAGGUUUUUCCACAACGGGUAUUCAUUGAGGCGGUCGGCAGUGCAGAGAGUGAUCGGCAGACUGGAAAAGCUCAGACGGGUCAUUGAGAAGCAGAGUAGCUAUCGAUUCUAUUCAUGCUCUCUGCUUGUAGUCUACGACGGCAGUAUACGGCCUCCUCACUCCUCCUCACUGUUGGACCUGGAUCCCAGUGACGAUGGUACCCGUGAUUCUGAGGAGGAGGAAGAGGAUGAGGAGGAGAGUGCAGGAGGGAGUAGUGGAGGGGAUGAUUUGCUGAAACAUGGGAGAUUUGGAGAGACUGCCGCUCGUUCAUUUUAUCCUAUAUCUGAAGAGACUAUGGAUGUUAGUGCGAUGUCAAGUAGUCCAUCAUCACCAUACACAAUGUCGCCGAUGUCAGUUGACAGCAACAACUGUUGGUACCACCCGAAUGGGCGUGGUCAUGGUGGGGGGCGUGGCUUGGGAGGCGUGGCUUCAGCCGCUCUAACUGACUCCGCCCCUCAUUUGCACCGCAGCAGCCGCCAUCUUGGCGAGGAGUGUUCCUCUUCAGAAGAUGCAUCUUCAUCAUCGCUCAGCACAUUUAAUCUGCUGACAUCGCAGACAACAAUGGCUGCUGCCAAGCGACGCAACGAUGUGAUGUUACACAGAAUGGAGGAAGAAGACGAUGACAGCAAUCAAUGCGACACCCUCUACCAUAAGUCCAAACCCAUCUGCGACACUCUUCCUUCGACAAAACGCAAAUGCUCCGACAACCUGGCACCACACCAGGUCACCGACAAACUGUUACCCUAUCAGGACAAACUAUUCCACCACCUUGACACAGUCCCCGACAAACUGUUACCACUCCAGGACACCGACAAACUGUUCUACAAUCCCGACAAACUAAUUCACCACCUUGAAUCAGUCCCCAACAAGUUGUUACCCCUUCAGGACACCGACAAACUGUUCCACCACCUUGACACAGUCCCAGACAAACUUGAGGAACCGGACCAGUUGCCCACUAGGUCACUGCCCACCAAUGUACCCAAGACCAAUAAUCGUAGAGUGGUGGCCAGAUCGAACACAGCUCUUGCAAUCGAGCCGCAAGUCGAUGUCAGAGUGAUUGAUUUUGCGCACACCACAUUCAGUACAAGGCGUGGAUCGUCAACUGCUGGAAGUGCAUUGAAUAAUGGGACGGUCCAUCAUGGGCCAGAUUGUGGAUUCUUGACCGGGUUGGAUAGUUUGAAGCGGUUGUUGAUGGAGAUACUGAGCGAUGAUGCCGAGCUGUAGAGGGUUGUUGAGUAGGUUUUGAGGUUAUGUGAGGAAAUUUUGAGGUUAGGUAAGGAAAUUUAAAGGUUGGGAUUUGGUUGAGACAAGUUGUGGGGAAAUUUUGAGGUUUAGUGAGGAGAUUUGAAGGUUGGGAUUGAGUUGAGACAAGUCAUGCAAGGAAAUUUUGAGGUUAGAUGAGAAGAUUUAAAGGUUAAGAUUCGGUUGAGACAAGUUAUGCAAGGAAAUUUUGAGGUUAGAUGAAGAGAUUUAAAGGUUGGGAUUUGGUUGAGACAAGUUGUGGGGAAAUUUUGAGGUUUAGUGAGAAGAUUUUGAAGGAUGGGAUUGAGUUGAGACAAGUUAUGUGAGGAUAUUUUGUGGUUAGGUGAGGAGAUUUGAAGGUUGGGAUUGAGUUGAGACAAGUCAUGCAAGGAAAUUUUGAGGUUAGGUGAGGAGAUUUAGAUGUUUGGAUUUGAUUGAGACAAGUUAUGUAAGAAAAUUUUGAGGUUAGGUGAGGAGAUUUAAAGGUUGGGAUUUGGUUGAGACAAACUAUGUGAGGAAAUUUUGAGGUUAGGUGAGGAGAUUUAAAGGUUGGGAUUUGGUUGAGACAAGUUGUGAGGAAAUUUUGAGGUUAGGUGAGGAGAUUUAGAUGUUGGAAUUGAGUUGAGUCAAGCAAGUUAUGUGUGGAAAUUUGAGGUUAGGUGAGAAGAUUUAAAGGUAGGGAUUGAGUGGGGACAAUUCGAGGUUAGGUUAGAAGAUGGAAGUUGUUGUGGAAUUGGAUAUGUUGAAACAAUAUCAUGGAGAAAAGAUAGCAUAAGAAGAUAUGUCGUGGUAUAGGCCGUGAAAUACAAGUUGAUGAAUUUGUUAAUGGAGGUAUUGAGUGGUGAUCCUAAAUUGAAGAGAUCAUCAAUAAUCAAUCAAUAAUAUUCUUUCAACUCAAUGCAAAACACACAAAAUAAAUCAAAAUUGGGUUGAGUUUCUUCGAGGUUGAGUAUGAGACUAGAAGAUGGCCUACAUUAUUUUUGGAGUUUGAAAGAAACUGCAAUGUAUUUUGAGGUAAAGUGGUAUGUAAAUGUAUUAGAAGUUUCAUGACAUUUUGGUGGUUUGAGGUUAGGUAUGAUGAUAGAACGGAAUCUGGUGUUCAAAUUUUGGAAGAGAGAGAGAGAAGGUUUUGAAAGAGGAGGAGAAAUUUUGGAAGGAAGAAAGAGAAAUUUUGGAAGGAAGAAAGAGAAAUUUUGGAAGGAAUAAAGAGAAAUUUUGGAAGGAAGAAAGAGAAAUUUUGGAAGGAAGAAAGAGAAAUUUUGGAGUUUGAGAAGAGUUCAUAGGUUUGGAGAAAGUACCUUAGAAAGAAGUCUAAGAGAGGUUUGAGAUGAAGGCUAUAAACCAUCAACACAAUUUUUUGAAAUUUUCAUGAGCUUUAGAGAGUUUAUGCCAAGAGAUAACCUCAAACUGUAGUGCAAAUAAUUGGAAAUAUUUUGGAAAAUGGAGAGAUUUGUAUAAAAUGAGGUAGUUGAAGGAAUAUUUUUGAAAACAGUUGAUAACCGAGGGUAAGAAAAAUGGUUUUGUAUGAUAUUAGAUGGGAUAACUAUUUUUGAAUGUAGGUACAACAUGAUUUGACUGAAAAUUAUGAAGCUAUGAAAAAGGAUAGUCAAUUUGUAGAUAAGGGCCCUGUUAUAUC
Messenger RNA from Nilaparvata lugens (brown planthopper), 6912 nucleotides. RefSeq lists its product as uncharacterized. The record is from RefSeq and is a predicted model, not a curated record. The transcript is spliced from 9 exons. The coding region runs from base 3153 to 5258 and encodes 701 amino acids. Lineage: Eukaryota; Metazoa; Arthropoda; Insecta; Hemiptera; Delphacidae. Gene Ontology annotation, cellular component: nucleus; cytoplasm. Gene Ontology annotation, biological process: phosphatidylinositol phosphate biosynthetic process; inositol phosphate biosynthetic process. Gene Ontology annotation, molecular function: inositol hexakisphosphate kinase activity.